GAGCAAACAGAGAGGCGAUGAUAAAACGCCCGCUGGCAGCGGACCCGGCAUUCUGCAGCGGCCCCGGUGCAGCUGAGCGAGCGCGGACAUGGCAGGCGCCCGGCUCCUGGCAGCGGUCCUCGUCCUGGGCCUGUGCGCCAUGGCGGGGGCCGGGAAACCAUCCCCCUGCCAGUGCUCCCGGAUGAACCCCGACAGCAGGAAGAACUGCGGCUUCCCGGGCAUCACCAGCGAGCAGUGCUUCUCCGCCGGCUGCUGCUUCGACGACUCCAUCCCGGGGGUGCCCUGGUGCUUCACGCCGCUCCCCAUGCAAGAAAAUGAGGAGUGUGUGAUGGAAGUGUCGUCCCGCGUGAACUGCGGCUACCCGGGCAUCAGCCCCGAGGACUGCGCGUCCCGCAAGUGCUGCUUCUCCGACGCCAUCCCCGAGGUGCCCUGGUGCUUCUUCCCCAAGCCGGUGCAAGACUGUCAUUACUAAGAGGCAGUGGCUUCAGGGGACCCGCCGGCUCCUGCAUGGUCUGAACAGAGAGGGGACUUGCCAGCUCAUCCGGCUCCUGUUCCGUGUUUCCUGAGCGCCUGGGUUUUCUUUGUCCCUUUAUAUCUGGCUCAGCGGUUUCACAUUCAGUGUCUUCAAAUAAAGGAAACCCUUACCAUC
Pipistrellus kuhlii (Kuhl's pipistrelle) is the source of this 649-nucleotide messenger RNA. It is a transcript of the gene TFF2, whose product is annotated as trefoil factor 2. The record is from RefSeq and is a predicted model, not a curated record. Gene Ontology annotation, molecular function: CXCR4 chemokine receptor binding. NCBI's taxonomy places the organism in Eukaryota, Metazoa, Chordata, Mammalia, Chiroptera, Vespertilionidae. The transcript is spliced from 4 exons. Gene Ontology annotation, biological process: negative regulation of gastric acid secretion; maintenance of gastrointestinal epithelium; chemokine-mediated signaling pathway. The coding region runs from base 89 to 472 and encodes 127 amino acids.